Molecule: messenger RNA, 762 nt
Organism: Fusarium fujikuroi IMI 58289
Lineage: Eukaryota; Fungi; Ascomycota; Sordariomycetes; Hypocreales; Nectriaceae
Exons: 2
Coding region: 1-762 (253 amino acids)
Source: RefSeq, a predicted model, not a curated record
AUGUCUUCUCAUACAAUGUAUGCCCCGCCAACACCUACGCCUCGCACCUUUAUGCCCAAUUCUAACGCCAUUGUCUUUCUUCAGCAUAACUUCGAGCAACUCCCCGCAGAGCUUCGUGUCAAGAUCUGGAAUUAUAACCUCCCUCCUGCGCGCCUCGUGCCCGUGCAAUGCGGUUCCUCAUGGUCCGGCUCCUCGGGCUCCCACUCAUGGUCAGGAUGUACUUCUUCAGCAACUAUUCCCGCCAACCUCCACGUAUGCGCCGAGUCGCGCAGUGAAGCUCUGAAGUACUACGGACUCGGCUUUGGCUUUGCUCGUGGCCCUGGUCAGGUCUUCCUCGAUCCCGAUCGCGAUAUUCUCUACUUUGGACCUCGCGAUGGUUACAUGGCCGCAGACUCUCAGUUCCAAACAUGCAUGUCAAUGUGCGAUCCUGAAGAACUCGCUCUUGUGCGCCGCCUUGCUAUCAACGAUGCCCUAUUUUGGGUCGACGCAACCUAUCGCUCCAUGACUGCCGCCAGUCUCACAGUCGAGCUGCUGCGUCGCAUUCAGUCGCGUAUGCCGGGACUCGAGGAGCUUAUCUUCGUUCCUCGCGCAGAGGAAACACCAGAGUCUCUGUCCUACAUAGAGCCGACCAUGGUCUAUGUGCGCAUGGCCCAACAGAUCGAAGUCGCCAUUCAAACUCUACAGCAGCAGACUCCCGGCUGGACACCGCCCAGGUGGAGGAUUCUACCACUGAGUGCUUUCCAAAGUGUCGGUGCUGCAUGA